AUGCAGUCCCUCCAAAAGAGGUUGACUGCCAUCCUGGUGCUUGUCUACUGCCUCAUACUCCCAGUGAGAGCCAGCGGAGAGGCCCAACCUAUUGGAAUCGAUUUCGGCCCUGAGAUCAUAACGGUUGCAUAUGCGUACGCAUCUGAUAAUGUCUCAAUUAUUGCCAAGGUUGCCCCCAGACGGAAUGACAAGUAUGCCAUCCACAUGCGUCACCUGCGUCAGGAAGCCUACAUACAGAACAAUGUAGCCGCCAUGUAUGAGAGCGCUGAGCUGAUCCCGUGGAUUACCAAAGCCGUGGCGGCAAGAGUAAAACUAGCUGUUUCUAGUAUUCACAGUCAGGUUUCACUAUCAGUCCAACAAAUGAUCAGCAGGUCAGAUGUUUUUCAAGCAGCAUCUGGUGCCGUGAAGGCCACUGUUCAUGCAGUGAUGGUAUUUCUAGGACUCAACAACUCCUCUUCCCCGUCGACAGCUCUAACAUUAGACGAUAUCAAGGCGGAGUUCGUCUCCGUCCUGACCGAGCUCAAAGCUCAAGCACAGAAUAACCAUGAUAUCGACAUUGAAUCCGCCACAGUCGGGAUUCCCCAGUUUUUCAACAGCACUCUCGCCGACCUCGUGUGGACGGCGUGCUGGGAAGCCGAAAUCAGCCUCUCACGUGGACCACAGGACCGGACAGUGCUCGCCACGUUCAAUCAAAGCCAGGAGACCCAGGUCGCCAAUCCCGACAUAAGAUACCUGGUCCUGGACUUGGGGGAGUUCUACCUGGACUCGCGAACGUAUAAUACCGACAGGUGCGCCGGUAUGCGAGAGGCAUAUCUCCCUAUGGAUCAGUGGGGCACUGAGAUCAUUGACCAACAGUUGACCAGUCAUUUGGUCAUGGGCUCUGAAGCUCUCAGAUUCCAGAUCUCCCUUGGAGCGCGGGAGAGCGAUCUCUGGGAGCCAAUAAAGCAAGCUCGUUUAAACAUUCGGAGCAGCGCCGAGAAUACCGGGGCGGAAGGAGUCGGCGAAAACGACAGAUAUCAUGAUGAAUGGCCGCUUGACUUGACAGGCUGGGGGUAUCAGGACUUUCAGGAGGUGAAGGCUGUUCUUACGUGGAAGGAUAUUCAAGCGGUCGAAAAGGCUUACGUGGAUAGCCUGGCGGCCAAAUGCCACAUGGAUGAGACGCACAAGGACGAUGGAAUCCCACAAAGGAUCGAUAAGCUGGUUAUUCUGACUGCCGGUCACGAUGGUCACCUGGUUAAGAAUGCAGUCCAGCAAGCGCUUGGAGACCAGAUCGAUGUCAUCGGCGGGACAGUGUAUGAUUCUGGGCUGGCUGCCAUUGGAGCAGCUCGUUCUGCAUUGGAUGAGAUCCAGAAGCAAGUAUGGAUAAAGUACCAGGGCUGGAUACAGCAUGAUGAGAUAUGA
Molecule: messenger RNA, 1401 nt
Organism: Aspergillus thermomutatus
Lineage: Eukaryota; Fungi; Ascomycota; Eurotiomycetes; Eurotiales; Aspergillaceae
Exons: 3
Coding region: 1-1401 (466 amino acids)
Source: RefSeq, a predicted model, not a curated record